GAAAGCGGUAAUGUCAGAGAAAUAGUGGAGUUUGGAAGUGAUAGUGUUGGGAAAUGGUAUAAGGGAAGUGAUGGAGUCAGAGAAGUGAUCGGUUGUUGGGAAGAGAUGUUAUUGGAAAAGUGUGGUGAAGUAAUAGUUUCGGGGGAAGUGAUUUUCUGGAGUAUUAGUUGUCGGGAAAGUGGUAAAGUAAUGGUUUCGGGGAAGUGGUCCUCGAUCCAUUGA
Molecule: messenger RNA, 222 nt
Organism: Dentiscutata heterogama
Lineage: Eukaryota; Fungi; Glomeromycota; Glomeromycetes; Diversisporales; Gigasporaceae
Source: the annotation of a GenBank genome assembly